Molecule: messenger RNA, 2218 nt
Organism: Schistosoma turkestanicum
Lineage: Eukaryota; Metazoa; Platyhelminthes; Trematoda; Strigeidida; Schistosomatidae
Source: the annotation of a GenBank genome assembly
GUAGUUGAUUAUAAUUAUUGUUUUUGGAAUCACUCGAUAUCUUUAACAUUUUCUCAACCAAAAACAAUACAUCUAUGAUGUAAAUAAUCAAUUACUUAGUUUUUGAUUUAUCAUGAAAGCUUUACUUACAAAAACUGAACAUUGAAAAUAAAAACUGCGGAAACGUAAUGUCUUUCUCAACUUUGGAUGUCAUACAAACAACCAAUGUAACUGUACAUGAUGGUGAGAAAAAUAAACAUGAGGGAAAAUCGAUCAUUAUUAAAUAUCCCGGUUAUCGUAUAUUAAUUAUGGAUACUGGAUUAUCAGAACGACACAGUCAACAAGAUAUUUUAUCGAUAAUUGAUGUCAUUAUUGUAUUACAAUGGAAUACAGCAAUUCAAUUAUCAUUGAAUAACUUAUUCAAUGAAACGGACAACAAACAAUUUAUAUUUAAAAAGUCUACAUGUUUAAUUCUACCCAUGAUAGAUCAAUAUAAACAUGGGAAAUGCAACUCAAUUCAAAAUAAAUCACCAAAAUCUACAUUCAUCAAAAAUAUUGAUUGGAAACAAAUGAAUUGGUUACAUAAUGCAUUGAAAUUAGGCUUGACUAUUUUACAAGUGUGUAAUGGAAAUAAAUUCUGGACACGAAUUCAAUGUGUACAAUCAAUGAAUUCAAGUGUCAAUGAAAAACUACACCUUACUCUAUACAAUAAUAAUAAUGGUAAUCAUAAUAAUAAUAAUAAUAAUAAAACUAACCAAUCAAUACAGAAAACAAAUUCAAAUAAUGAAUUUCUAAAUAAAAGUUUAUUAUUAUAUGAAAAAUUUGGAUUAGGCAAAUUGAAAAUGUUCCCAAUUACGACUGGAUGUAUAACUAACUCUGGUUUAUCUUACAGUGUAUUGUUUAUAUGGAUCCCUUAUGAAAUAGAACAUUCCAAUCAUAAGAACAAUACUAAGGUAUUCUUCUAUUCAGCAACAUUGGAUGCAAAAGGACGAGAUGAUUCCAUUGAUGCGGAACAAUCAGUUAAUCAUCAAAGAGAAACUGAGCAAACAUUAACCAGUGAAUCGAUUACAAUUACAAAAUCACUUUUACAACAACUGACACGAAUUGUUGGAAUGAAUUGUUCAAUCAAUAAGAAGGCCAACAAUAAACGUGAUGUUACCCAUUCUCAAUCAAAAAUAACACGGUCGAAAACUUUCACCUCCGGCUUAACUACAUCAAAACGUACAGUUUGUGCAAAUGGAGUACGCCCAGCAACUAAUCCAAUUUUAAGGAAAAGUUGUGAACAGAAAUAUGAAAAUGAUAUGGUUAAAUCACUUGAAGAUAAUCCGAAACAAAAAACUGGAAUUAAACAAGUCACAUUCAGUGAAAUGGUUAAGUUUGAUUCAAUUGAAGAUCUUGGUGAAAAAGUCACAUUGAACACUCCCUUAACUGUCAGCCAUUCAGAGGCAGUACAAACACUAACACCGUCAAUAGUAAAGAAAAUAUCAACAGAAACACCACCAACUCCACAAACAACAACAACCACACUUACUACUAACACUGAUAUUACUACGAAUAUUCCUGAUAAUACUGUUACUGUAUCAAAUGGACAAAACAAUGACGAAUUAUUUCUUGAAGUAAAUAAAGAAUAUUCUUCUGAAGAACAGACUGAGACUCUACUAACUAAAUCAACUUCAUGUCCUAGUCAUUUGAUACAACAUACAUUAACAAAUCAUUCAAGACCAACAUCAUUAUUUGAAAAAGGUUCCGAUUAUCACUGUUAUUAUAAUGAUCAAAAAUAUGAACAAUUUCCGCUUUCAGCUACUGUAUUAUUAGCUAUACCUGAAGGUGGCGAAAAUGACUACUAUGCUGAUUCACCACAAUGCUUAACAGUUAAAGAACUGAAAGAAUUAGGUUUAUAUGCUAGUGAAGAUGAUGAUGAUGAUGAUGAUGAUGACGAGAACGAAGAUGAAGAGGAUGAGGGUAACAGAAAUAACCAUACGAACGAUGAUGAAACAGAAGGAAAUAUGCCUGAAUUAGACAAUACAUUGUCAGAUGACAGAAAUAACAGUUCUAGUUUCAUCAAUGAAACUGUAUCCAACUUUACUGAAAUACAUAUUCCAAACAACAUUACUCUUACACAUCAUGAAGAAGUGAUGAUUUCAUAAUCACACAUAUCUCUUAGAGUUAUGAUUCACUUUGUAGAAAUAUCUUUUCUCAUCAUAUUACCACAUAUUAAACAAUUUUUUUUUCUCUCAGC